CCUCCGUUCGUGCCGCCAUGUCGAUGAGCAACAGCGCAAGCUUCAUCGAGCCGCCUACGAGCUCCUCGGAAGCCGACGAGAUCGACUCACUACCCUCCUCCGCGACUAGUUCCUCGGCAGACGAUGACGAAUACGUUUCAGAUGCGGAGAGGGAGUGGAGGGAGUCGUUGCAGCAAAUGGAGCUGCUGUUGACAAUGGUCAUGGUGCCGUAUCUGGGGAAGUACUUCGGAAGGAAGUGUGCAUACUGGGGUUGGGCAAAGUACAUGGAGUGGCAGUACCCCGUUGAGAUCGUCUUCACGAGUCCGAAGACAUUCAAACUCGCAGGAGCUAUCGAGGCAGCAGCAACACUAUAAUUCGCACCAUCUGUGUUGGGCAGGUAGUUGGCAUAUCUUAUCAGCAAAGGCGUUGGGGCGUGAAUUCAUUCCUGCGAUCAUGGACUCAAAGGAGCUGCGUGGAAUUUCACACAGCAUGUACAUACCACAGGGAUAUUGAGGACACCGAAUAUGUAAAAAUUAAAAUCGCAAAGAAACUAUCAACACACCUGCAUCGAGCUAGAAACACCGCCAGCACUCCGAGUACAACCUGAAACCAGCACUCCAUCUUUUAGAUUUCCAAAAGCAAACAAAAGCCCGCACAUUAGUAGUGACGCUCGAAUCCUCAGAAUACCCUGCCCCUGAACCAUACGUCCUCGUUCCUCGACUAACAGAAACCCAACCUCCCAUAACUAUCCAUAACAGGCCUUUUAUCACUCGUACACAAAGUAUAAUUCAUCAGUCUCUUCGUUUCCAUCCCUCCGUCC
Messenger RNA from Cucurbitaria berberidis CBS 394.84, 799 nucleotides. RefSeq lists its product as uncharacterized. The record is from RefSeq and is a predicted model, not a curated record. Gene Ontology annotation, biological process: protein insertion into mitochondrial outer membrane; mitochondrial outer membrane translocase complex assembly. NCBI's taxonomy places the organism in Eukaryota, Fungi, Ascomycota, Dothideomycetes, Pleosporales, Cucurbitariaceae. Gene Ontology annotation, cellular component: mitochondrial outer membrane. The transcript has 2 exons. The coding region runs from base 18 to 353 and encodes 111 amino acids.